AUGAUUACCCUACUUGAAUCUGUUUUCGGAGACCUCAAGCAAAUAACAAAAUACUUGGAGGCAUGUGGGCAGAAGAAAUGGGUUUCGAGACGAUCUGACAUUUUAUAGAGCUCUUCAUUGCGUUCCAAUUGGUUUACUUGGAAUUGUACACAAGAUCCUAGUUUUGAAAAAAAGUAAAAAAAAAAAAACAAGUUAACGGUUUAUUUCGGUGCCAUGCACGUUUCGAAAUUGGCAGUCCCAAAUUUUGGUUGUCUCAAGAAAUGGCAGUUUGAAUGCGAAAUUCAUACUAAAAGGACUAAUUUUAUGACUCGAUUCAAUCUUUUUGGAGAGCGAAGACUUGAGAAGCAACUUAGAAGCGGCGAAAACCAAAUGUAAUCAAACAUCUUAACUCAAUUAUCGAUCGCUCGCUUUUUUUCGCAUGAGAACAUUAGAAAUUUACCCACAUCCGUAAAUACUCAUCUAUUAUCAUGUUAUAAGUUUUGCAGAACCCUAAAAAUGUAUCUACAAUUUGUAAUUGAGCAUCAUCAAACUAAUUAUUCUGUGACCCAACUUGAAAAAAGAUAUGAAAAUUAUUUUUUUUUAUUGCGUUGAAGCUUGAAAGACUUCGAUCUAUCAAGCUUUUUGGGGGAUGAUUUGACUCGAGUUCUGUCGGAUAAAAAGGACCAGAAUCCUCGUUUUCAUUGCGCAACACAGUUAUCGGGUCAAAACGCCAGGUGACAAGAAAGUUUACUUUUUGCAACUAAAAAAAAACGUUGAUGUUUUCUCGUGAAGGAAAAGUUUUUCAAUGUAGAAUUGUCCGUCUUUGCUCUUUGUUCAAGAUGUUCUCUGGUUAGUUUUUCUAUAAUUAUAUUUUCUUAGCGGCAUAAUUAAAAGAACUGGAUCGAGUACCCUCCUUUUGAGCAGCGUCUGUUUCUCGUCCGUCGCGGAACAUUUUGGCGUCGUCUGAUUAGGGGUACUCCAACUCUCGACGGCGUUCUUUGUAGUCGAGUGCGCAUUUUGUCGCAAUCCCAUAUUUCCUUUUUUAAUACUUCGUUUCUUUCCCAUUCUGAUUAACAAAGCGGUACUUCUCCCGAUUCUAAAUUUUUGGGAUUUUUUAUCGAUUUUUUUGUGUUCUCCUAGAUGAUUCUUUUACCAAAAUUACUUAGUCAACUGUUGCUACAAAAACCUUGUCGUCGAAAACUUGAAAAAAAUAAUUUCACUUGGAAAUCGGAAGAAAAGUCUAAAGAAAUUUUUUUGCGUGGCAUCUUAAGCGCCGCUGUGCAAUGAUGGGCGAUGGUGCUUGCAGAAUUUUUUUGACCUUUUUGUUUCAAUCGAUCGGUAAGAUUUUUUUGUCAUUUUUUUCUGUUAUCGGAUGUUUUUUUGUUAAUUUUAUACAAAUUCGCGUUUUACUGGGAAUUCCACCAACCUUUUUUUUCUACCAUUUUCCAAUAACUGUAUUUUUUUCGUGGCAUUUUAUUUACUCGUACUUUUUUUAUUUUUCUCAAGAAGAAUAAUUUUGACAGGUAUUGGUUUCCAUUCAACUUGUGGAAUCAAUCCGCGAGAAUAGAAGCUGGACGUGGCACGUUUUUAUCAAAAGCGAAGAACCCAAAAACAUAAAGAAAGAGGUGAGCAAAAAAAGAUCUUUCAAAUAUACAGUACCGUCAGAAAAGAUAAAAAAAAACACGGGGUUUCAGUCAUACAUUUCUUGUAAGACGUUCAAUUUUUCUGAAACUUUCUGGAGCUCCGUGGACUGUUAUUUUCAACGCUCUGAUGAAGUUUCGAUUCACAGAAAACAAAAGCAGCUCCUAAAACCUUCAGAAAUAUCGAAACCCUUACAAAAAAGCUUCGACCAAAGUGGUUAUGUUCGUAUCUCUUUUUAUGAUUGUAAUUCUCUAUUGAAAUAAAUAGACGAAAUACUUAAAUACUGAUUUCUUGAGAAAAAACCUAUCAACAAUUUUUCGGAAAUGUCAUCCAGUGCUCAGAUUUUUAAGCGGUUAUCGAUUUUUAGUUGUAGAAAAAAAACAAAAUUUCAGACUUGCAAGAGAAGCAGAAAAAGGGAAAACCGGCCCGCGGCUUUUUACUCCAUGAUGGAAGAAGAAAGAACGAAUACGCGAGAGAAUAGAAACGGUGAGCGACUGAGAAUAUUAUGGGAGAAAUGAUAUUUAAUAUAAUUAAAAUGUAUGAAAAAUAUGAUUUUUUUACAGCCGUACCAGACACUGCAACCUUUUAUUAUCAAGUAGGAUGGAUUAAUCUUUUGAUAAAGAAAAGCGUAGCAAAUCUUACUUGAAGUAUUUGUAAUUCGCUCUUAAAUACUCUUUGUAGUUCGCUCUUAAAUACGAUUUUUCUGUUCUUCUUUUUUUCACCUUUUUUUCACAUCAUAAUGAUAUUUUAUUCCAGUUGCUGCAGUCUCUAUAGCAACCGAAGAUGACCAGGAUGGAGAAACUGGAGCUGAAGACCCGACUCCAAUAAAGAAGCUGCGCCGAACGAAAAGGACCCGGAGCUGCUACUCUAGACAAGUAAACCAAUUACUCUCCUUUGAUUCCAUUUGCCUUGAUUUGAGAAAAUCUGACCUGUCUGUGUCUCUUUUCCCUCAUCGGAGAGGUUAUAUAAAAAUGAGAAUAGCCCGGAAAAAUGAGAGUUUUUCUCUGAGUAGUUGUUCUACUCGAUGACGCUCUCAUUUUGACGUGCUAUUUUCAUGUUUCUCUGACCUCGCCGUUGAGAAGAAAGAGGGCGCAGAGAAGUCAGACUGUUUCAAGUUUUAGCGAAUACUUUGUAUUUGUGAAAGAAAAUGAUUAAUUAAAUUUUCUCCCCAUAAACGUGUUUUUUCCUGUUCUUUGCUAAUUUUGCGCUCGGAAUUUCCAAUUUGUAACUUGUCGUAGCUAGAUUCCUAGACGGGACUUUUUCUGGUGGCUUUUUCAGAAUGGUCCUCACUUUAGUCAAGUCAGUUUUUUUUUUCAUAAAAUGAAGUAAACGUAAUAAGCGAGAAAGAAAGUAAGGUCAAACAGAAGUGAUGAGUGAAAAUGAGGGGUUUUAGAUUUUAACCAAAUGUUUUGUUCAAACCAAUCUCGAAAUGGAAAAUAUUGCGUAUUUACGGCGUAAAACGAAUAUGAUUACUCAGUUCUUUUUCAUAGAAUUUGAUCUAUUCACAAUUUUUAUGAACUUGUCUCAAUGUUUCGUUUUUAUUUUUCAAUGAAUGAAUAAUUGUAGAUAUCGGCCAUUUUUCAACGUCAUUUGCCUCGUCCCGUCAAAAAAAAAUUUUUUUGAAAGCCCCCCACUGAAUUCAUGGCCGAAACUUCGAGUCGCUGUGAAAACUUGAAAGGUUUGUUUUUGCCCCUAUAUUGUUAUAUUUUUGCUAAACAACGCAGUUGUUGACGUAAAAUAUUUAUUAUAUAUUAAUUCGGAGAAACGAUCACAUUGCUGUCCCACUUUGCGUUCAUUACUGAAGUUUUAAAAUUUCCACGUGUUCGAAGAUCACGUGGCGAUACAUAAACAGCAGUUGUGAAUCUCAUUCCCAAAAACUUCAUGCGUCCGAGCCGAAGGGAAAAAAUGCUUGCGCUUGUUACUUUUGAUACGGUAGUUAUAUCUUUCUUUUUUGACAAUUCUCGCUCAUUAAACGUUAUUACACGUUUUUUUCACAACAGUUCAUUUGGCGCAGUAGCUCCUUUUUGCCCGGCAACGUCCAUUUUUCAGCAAAGUUCAAUUAAUGAAGGAAUUUCCUUCCAACUAAGUGAUUUAAAUUAUACCUUGAGUACUCACGUUUGCGACCAGGCCAUUUUCCUCUCUCUUCCAAAAAGAUUCGAGGCGAAAAAAAAAAGUCAACCUGAUAAAUGGGGAGUCCUCGGUUUCACUACCCUUCCUAGUCGGUUACUCAAAUAUUGUUUUCUUCUCGCUUCUCAAACAGGGGGAAAAUCAUAGGCGAAUAAGUCAAUUCCCGUCAAAAUUGGAUGGAGAGCGAAAAAAAAAUUUUUUUUCAGCGACGAACUUCAAUGCGGUCAAAGUCGCCUUCGAUGCGCGCCACGACCGUGUUAUCGCGGUCGCGAGAGCAUCCUCUAGUACUCCGGAGCCAACAAUCUCCGCGAACAUAGUGGUGAGCCUCUUUUAGAUAUUCUAUACAUCUUUUCACGUAGAAAAAUUCAUUUUAAUGCGAGUUGGAUUAAUUAUUUCAGCCAACCUGUUUUCCGCAACUUUUCCUUUUCUUCAACCUUCGAUUUUUCAUAUUAUUUGGAGAAAGACGAGUUGAUGAGAAAAUCACUUCUAUUUUCUUCGAAACGAAAUUCGAAUGCCGAGACAAGAGCGAAACCCCCAUUUUCGCGUUUUUUUUUCAAGCAGCUGUCCUAUCAAUCAAUAGAGUUUUCUAAUGGGUAAGAAUGGAUGGUUGAUGAUCGAAACUGCUUCCUGUCGUGUUAUAUUUCAAAAAACUCAGAAGAAAUGAGUAAAAAAAAAACUGCUCGUCGUCAUGGAAUAUUUCAAAGGCAUUUUGAGAAAAUGGGAAAGCACGCGGAAAUGGAGCACGCGCUCCUGUUCUGCAUCAAAACUUGAUCAAAAACGAUUUCUUAAUUUUUAACAUUGUUUUUGUUUCAGACAUGCUGGUAG
Molecule: messenger RNA, 4572 nt
Organism: Caenorhabditis auriculariae
Lineage: Eukaryota; Metazoa; Nematoda; Chromadorea; Rhabditida; Rhabditidae
Source: the annotation of a GenBank genome assembly